AUGGAUGCUGCAGAGUUCCGCAAGAGAGGGAAGGAGAUGGUGGACUAUAUUGCAGAUUACCUGGAGAAGAUAGAUCGAAGACAGGUCUUCCCAGAUGUGGAACCAGGUUAUCUAAGGCCCCUCAUUCCGGACUGUGCACCCCAGGAUCCUGAGAACUUUGAGGAUGUCUUUAAAGACAUUGAGAAGAUCAUUAUGCCAGGGGUGACUCACUGGCACAGUCCAUACUUUUUUGCCUACUUCCCUUCAGCCUCUUCCUUCCCAGCUCUUCUUGCAGAUAUGUUGUGUGGUGGAAUAGGAUGUGUGGGCUUCUCUUGGGCCGCAAGUCCAGCUUGUACAGAGCUGGAGACUGUCAUGCUGGAUUGGCUAGGGAAGAUGAUUAAUUUGCCCGAAGAGUUUUUAGCUGGGAAGGAUGGCCAAGGUGGAGGAGUCAUUCAGGGAAGUGCAAGCGAGGCCACCCUGGUUUCACUGCUUGCUGCAAGAACAAAAACUAUCAGACAGGUGCAGUCAGAAAAGCCUGACCUAACAGAAGCAGACAUCAUGGGGAGGCUGGUGGCCUAUGCUUCUGAUCAGGCUCAUUCAUCAGUGGAAAGGGCUGCAUUAAUUGCUGGUGUGAAGAUGAAAAAUGUUUCUUCAGAUGAUACAUUUAGUGUUUGUGGUUCAGCCCUAAAGAAAGUUUUGGAUGAAGAUAAAGCUUCUGGUCUCAUCCCAUUCUUUUUCUGUGCAACACUUGGAACCACGCCUUGCUGCUCCUUUGACAAGCUGUUAGAACUGGGUCCUAUUUGCAAUAAGGAAAACAUCUGGAUGCAUAUUGAUGCAGCCUAUGCUGGGAGCGCAUUCAUCUGCCCUGAAUUCAGGCAUCUUUUAAACGGAGUGGAGUUUGCUGACUCAUUUAACUUCAAUCCUCACAAAUGGCUCCUAGUGAAUUUUGACUGCUCUGCUAUGUGGGUGAAAAAAAGAUCAGAUUUGACAAGUGCCUUUAAAUUAGAACCUCUUUACCUGCAGCAUCACCAUCAGGAGUCUGGCCUUGUAACAGAUUAUCGGCACUGGCAAAUCCCGCUGGGCAGGAGGUUCCGCUCCCUGAAGCUCUGGUUUGUGCUGAGGAUGUACGGAGUCACGGGACUGCAGGAGCACAUCCGCAAGCAUGUCAGGCUGUCACAUCAAUUCGAACAUCUAGUCCUUCAGGAUGAAAGAUUUGAGAUCUGUGCUGAGGUUGUCUUGGGACUAGUCUGCUUUCGGGUGAAGGGCUCAAAUGAACUAAAUAAGGCGCUUCUUAAAAGCAUAAAUGAGGCCAAGAAGAUUCAUCUGGUCCCGUGCCACCUGCGAGAGAAGUUUGUGCUGCGUUUCGCUAUUUGCUCCCGCACCGUGGAAUCCACCCACGUCACGUUUGCUUGGCAGCACAUCUCACAGCUGGCAACCGAUCUGCUGAAAACAUGGGAGCAAAACCACCACCAGCAGUAACAGCAGUGAAGUAGCAGUGAGGAAGAGGUAAUAACUGGCUUUCUCUGUGUUGCCAAGUUUUACUGUAGGGGCAGGUGGGAAAGUCAAAUUAUGAAGGAAAAAAAAAUACAAACCCUGUUGUUAUAUAGCCCAGCUGCAGUAGCAAAAUCCUUGCCAGCAAGUCGUGCUGUAACCUUAGUGAUUCCUUCUCUGCACUGUAGUUCCAUCGUCCCUGUUGCCAGGAUGCACAUAGCCACGGGGGCUCGAGCUGCCAUGUCUUACCAGUUUGUAACCAAAAGCAUUUAUUGAACCAGGCAAUGGAAAUGGGUU
Molecule: messenger RNA, 1767 nt
Organism: Leptosomus discolor (cuckoo roller)
Lineage: Eukaryota; Metazoa; Chordata; Aves; Leptosomiformes; Leptosomidae
Gene: DDC
Product: dopa decarboxylase
Biological process (GO): amino acid metabolic process; carboxylic acid metabolic process; catecholamine metabolic process
Cellular component (GO): cytoplasm
Molecular function (GO): pyridoxal phosphate binding; aromatic-L-amino-acid decarboxylase activity
Source: RefSeq, a predicted model, not a curated record